Messenger RNA from Phanerochaete carnosa HHB-10118-sp, 1299 nucleotides. RefSeq lists its product as uncharacterized. Gene Ontology annotation, molecular function: protein binding. The record is from RefSeq and is a predicted model, not a curated record. Bases 1 to 1299 code for a protein of 432 amino acids. The transcript is spliced from 5 exons. NCBI's taxonomy places the organism in Eukaryota, Fungi, Basidiomycota, Agaricomycetes, Polyporales, Phanerochaetaceae.
AUGCCCGACAUCUCCGUCGGCGCGCAGAUUUUCGACAUCGCCUUCCACCCGACCGCGCCCGUGGCGUACGCGGGGCUGCUCACGGGCGAGGUCGCGGCGUACGGGUACGACGACGAGGGUCAGGAUGCGCCCGCACGCAGGUUCCGCGUACGCCCCAGCAAGCGGUCCUGCCGCGGUCUCGCGAUGAGCGAGGACGGGUCUCAGUUGUGGGCGGUCGGCAAAUCCAAGGCGAUCUAUACGGUUGACACCGCUCUGGGAGAGGUCAGCGAGACUCGCAAGGCGGCGCACGACGUAGCUAUCAAUCGUGUGAAGCGCGUUAUGCCGAAUAUGCUUGCGACGGGAGAUGACGACGGUGUGGUGAAGCUCUGGGAUCCCAGAAAAGCUGACGUCAUACGGACGUACACCCACCACUUUGAUUUCAUCUCCGACUUCCUGUGGCUAGAGGACAAGAAGCACCUCGUCUGCACCAGGUCAGUAUCCUGGCUUCUCGGUCAUUCCGAGCUUUCAGCUGACAUAUCCGUCAGCGGAGACGGUACACUAUCAGUGAUUGAUGUCCGGGCGAAGAAGGCUGAGCCGUUUGCACGGUCCGAAGACCAGGAGGACGAGCUGCUGUCCGUGGUGGCCAUCAAAGGAGGCCAGAAACUCGUGAUCGGUACCCAGCUCGGCAUCCUGUCCGUCUUCAACCGCCGCAGCGGCUACGGCGACUGCGUCGACCGCAUCCCUGGACACCCGCACUCCAUCGACGCCCUUUGCAACAUCCCCUCACACUACCCAGACGCCCAGUCGACGGUUCUCACCGGCUCCUCCGACGGCUUCCUGCGCGCGGUGCAGAUAUUGCCGACGAAGUUGCUUGGGGUCGUAGCGGAUCACGGGACCUUCCCCGUCGAGCGAAUAGCCGUCGACCGCCGUGGCGAGGGAAGAUGGAUCGCGAGUUCGGGGCAUGAUGAGGUCUUGAAGUUGACGGACUUGAGGGAGGUGUUUGAGGACGAUGGCGACGAGGAAGAUAAUGAAGGUGAAGGUGGAGAAGAUGGCGAGGAAGAUGGCGAGGUCGAGGCGCAAAGUAAUGACGCUGAGGAAGAAGAAGAGGCAGAGACGCAAGGAGAGAAGGGAAAGAAGGUUUCGGACAGUGAGGAAGAACCGGAAGCAGGUUUGCAGGUGGCGGAGGACUCUAGUGACGACGAGGCUUUCAAGGAGAAGAAGAGGAAGAGGAAGAAGGAGAAGGACCCGUUUCGAGCAGCGAAGAAAACAAAGGGCAAGAACGAAAUUGAAGCCGACGCUUCAUUUUUUGCUGACCUGUAA